Messenger RNA from Aureobasidium pullulans EXF-150, 1409 nucleotides. RefSeq names its product alpha/beta-hydrolase. NCBI's taxonomy places the organism in Eukaryota, Fungi, Ascomycota, Dothideomycetes, Dothideales, Saccotheciaceae. The transcript is spliced from 3 exons. The coding region runs from base 1 to 1104 and encodes 367 amino acids. Gene Ontology annotation, molecular function: epoxide hydrolase activity. Gene Ontology annotation, biological process: epoxide metabolic process. The record is from RefSeq and is a predicted model, not a curated record.
AUGCCAGAUUCUAAUGCCAUCUAUCCUUUCCACCUCUCAAUACCCCAAUCCGAACUCGAUGACUUACAAACGCGUCUCCGGCUCACCCGCUGGCCGGACAAGGAGACCGUCUCAGACGACUCCCAAGGCGUACCCCUCGCAACUAUGAAAGAACUCUGCUUGUACUGGCAAAACGAAUACAACUGGCGCAAAUUAGAGAUAUACUUUCUACACAUACGGUCAAAACAUGAGAAUGCUUUGCCUAUGCUCUUGACACAUGGUUGGCCAGGCUCUGUAUUGGAGUUCAGACAUGUGAUUGAUAAACUCAUUGAUCCAGAGGUUCCCAAGGCUGCUUUCCAUCUCAUCAUCCCAGCAUUGCCAGGCUAUGCGUUCUCUGGAAAGCCGACAGAGACAGGAUGGGGUAUCCAACGAACAGCAAAAGCUUGGGUGGAGUUGAUGUCAAGACUAGGAUAUACAGAAGCCUCCUGGGUAGCCCAAGGCGGCGACUGGGGCGCCCACAUCUCAGCCUGCUUAGGCAACAUGGCACCAAAAGGACUAAAAGCCAUACAUCUAAACUCCAUAUUUCUAGAACCAAAGAAAGAAAUCCUCACCCCAACCAAAAACAAAGCAGGCGAAAACCGCGCAAUGGACUUCGACGCCCACAGAGACGUCCACCACUACGGCUACUACACGCAACAAAAAACCCGCCCCCAAACCCUCGGCUACGGUCUCGCCUCCUCCCCCAUAGCCCAAGCAUCCUGGAUCUACGAAAAACUGCUCUCCUGGUCCGAUCACAAGCCCUCCUCUGCAUCAUCCCCUCCAUUCACCACCGACGAAAUCCUAGAUAACAUAUCACUGUAUUGGUUUUCCAACAGCGCCACCUCCUCCGCGCGUUUCUACUUCGAAUGCGAAUUCGACAGUACGGCGUGGGAGAUAAAGUUGCCGGUGGGAGUGAGUUGGUUUCCGGGGGAUACGGCGUAUGGACCUAGGGAAUGGUGUGAGAGAUAUUAUAGAGAUAUCGUGCAUUGGAGGGAGAUGGAGAGGGGUGGGCAUUUUGCUGCGUGGGAGGUGCCGGAUCUGUUUGUUGCCGAAGUGCGUGAGUGGAGGGGGAAGAUUGAGGGAUAGAGGGAUAGAGGCGUGGUUGGGCAUGUGGAUAUGAGGUUAUGAGUUAUGAUUUAUGGUGAAGGUUGACUGGAUGUCAUGUAGAAGAUGUUGAUGAUGGUAGAUCAGGACUUUGGCGUUUCCAUCUCCUGCUAUAGGAAGCUUUGCCUCAGCAUUCAGUAUCAUCGAGACGCGUGCUUGAGCUAUGGGAGGAAGACGUGAACAACCAUGUAUUCCGGUCUGGUCACCAGGCUUCAAUGUAUCGGCAGCGGAGUGGGGUAAGGUAGGAUUCAAGUGCACUUAACCGACUGUCAUUUCACGUCGAGAAC